AGUGCUUGCAUCAACAGACAACUUAAUUCAUUUUACUCGCGGGGGAAACACAGCGUUAAUUUAAUUGGAAGGAAGUUAAAUUUAGUCUAAUGUGAACUCUGGCCGUGGACCCUGUAUCGUGGGGAAAGCACAGCCACCUAAAAGAUAAAAAACUUUAUCAAUGAACACCGCGAUCUUCAAAGGCCCUGUUUUAUACUUCCUGGAUUUUAGAAGUUUUACAUACACUUAUCUAUUUUGACAGUUCUUGGUUGUUGCCUUUUUUAUUGAGGUCGUGUUGUUUUUAGGGGCGUGUGUCGGAUGUGCAUUUCACGUGUAAUUGAAUUUAAGGGGAGAGUUUAAACAUGACCAGAACAACCCAGUACGUCGACGCUUUUUGGGAGCCCGAUUUCACCAAUACCAAGGGCUUAGAUAUAUUGACCAAGAGAAACAAAGAUAUCAGAAAAGUGUCCAAAGAGCUAGAGGAGUACUACAAGGAAAGGGCUAAAGCCGAGCAGGUCUAUAGCAAGGCGAUACAGGCCUUGGUCCGGAAACUCGAGGGAAAGGAAGAAAUAGGAGACCUUGGUAAGGCACUAAGAGAAUUGAAAAUACAAACAGAGCGGAUAGCAAGAUCCCAUGAGGAGGCGGGCAACAGUUUCCAAGUGUUGUACAAUGAACUUAACAAGUUCAAUGACGAACAGAAGGCCAUCAAGCAGCAGAUCGAGGAUAGGACUAAGUCUAGCCAAACUGACAAGAUACAGAAAUACAAAACAUGCGUGUCGUGUAAAGAGAAAUACAUAAGCAAGUGUAAAGAGAAAGAAGCGGCAGAGGAAGCGUUUAACCAGGCGCGCCAGAGUGUUCAGAUCACCUCAAAGGACCUCAGCAAGGCCAGUAAGGCAAAAGAGAAGGCGGACGAUGCCCAACAACAAGCAGAUGCAAACUAUAAGAGCUCGGUGCAGGCCUUGGAAAUUUCCAGGAAGUCCUGGGAGAAGGAGAUGGAGGACGCCUGCAAUAAUUUCCAGCGCCUCGAGGAGCAGAGGAUUGACUUCUUCAGAGACAGUGUUUGGAAGUGUACUAAUGUGGACUCUAAGGCCUGUGUAGACCACGACGAGUGCGCUGAAGCUGUCCGUAAUGUGUUGCAAUAUUGUGAUAUUUCCAAAGACCUACAAGAAUUUAUUGAUAACAACAAAUUAUCUGGGAAACGGCCAGAGCAAAUACUGUACGAGGACUAUGACAGACGAUCGAACCAAGGACCACUCUCCCGAACUCAGUCGCAGCGCCCCCCUCAACCAAUCCCACCGGUGCAACAUCCAAGAAUCCCCCCGCCAAGACCCGCAGAGGGGCCACUUAUAUCAUUUGAUGAAGCUGAUGAAACUUACGCGCUGGCAAGAGCAAUACCCAACGACGAGUAUUCCUAUGCUCGUGUGUUCCCAGAACCUACGCCUUUCGGACCGGGCCUAACCAUCGGAUCUCAAGUUAAUGUUCUCAAGUCCUACCACGCCAAGGGUCCGUCUGAGCUGACGGUUGAGACUGGGCAGAAAGUGGAGUUUAUGAGGGAGAUGAAGGGAGGGAUGACCCAGGUCAAAGUGGGUGAGAGGUGUGGCCUGAUCCCCACGGCCUGCAUACGGAUGGGGACCACCACCUACCUGUAAUAUACUUGUAGAUUACCUGUACACAGAUCGUACUUUUCUGGUUACUUUCUUUUCAUUAUUAAGUGCACAUUUUUAUGCAUGUUGUGACAUGAGAGAGAGAGAGAGAGAGAGAGAGAGAGAGAGAGAGAGAGAGAGAGAGUUAAUACAAGCAUGAAAUGAGAGAAAGAGAAUCAGUCAAAUCAGUCAAUUACAAGCAUGAAAUGAAUAAAUAUUUUUUAAUGUAUAUUUACGACGCCUUCCGUGUCCAAAAAUUGCAAUAGUUUUGCAAGGUGCUUUACAACGUAUAUAACAUACAGAGUCAAUAAUCGUUUUCAUUCUGUUUAAUUUGUUUUCCCUGAUUUAUAUUUUAUUCGUUAGUGUAUUUGUGUGCCUGGUUAUUUUUAUUUACGCGUGUCUUUAGCGGAAGUUCAAUUAUCGUUUGGGUUUCCGCUGUGUCUCAACAGUAUAAAUGUAUUUUUAAAAUUCACACUUGGUUUUAUGUUCACAUACUUAUUAUGAACCUAAGAUACCGAUAUAAGCACAGUUUUUUCUUGUUGAUAUUUAUGUUAAAAGAAUUAGUUUUUAGAAUACAUUUAUUGCACAUCAAACGCUUGUUAUUUAAUAUCCUUAUUUGUUUGUAUGUCUGUUUGUGUAUAAACUGUCUGUCAGUCUUUGUUAACAGGGUAGACGGUUAGAAAACUUACAUGAGAUUAAUUUAAUUAAAUAAACAUACAUGUAUUAUG
Molecule: messenger RNA, 2350 nt
Organism: Magallana angulata
Lineage: Eukaryota; Metazoa; Mollusca; Bivalvia; Ostreida; Ostreidae
Product: proline-serine-threonine phosphatase-interacting protein 2-like
Exons: 14
Coding region: 342-1628 (428 amino acids)
Biological process (GO): actin filament polymerization
Cellular component (GO): plasma membrane; cytoplasm; actin filament
Molecular function (GO): actin filament binding
Source: RefSeq, a predicted model, not a curated record